UCACAGCCCCGGAGCGGGGCUGGUGUGUGGCCUGUAUGGCCCGCGGCUGACGAAGUCCUUCGGAAACGCGCUGGCCCUCCGUGGCCCUCUGGCGGCCGCAGCCCGCUGUGCACGACUCGCCACUUGGAACGCGUUGUGCUUCAUCAGCUCGACGGACAGAAGCUGGCUCCAAUGGUUGACGAAGCUGUCUCGGAAAGCUGUGUCUUCCUCCGUGGGAAUGGAUGUGGGGCGGGGCUUUCGCUUGGCGAGCAUCUUGAAAAAGUCCAUGGUCUUCUCUCCCCAUCUGCCGAACGUCUCCGCAGCGAGAGGCACGAAGCGGAAGCCGGCUGCUUGGGCGGUUGGACCAUACUUGUCGAUCUUGUCUUUCUCCGCAAGCUGAGCCGCCUUGCCACCAGAAAGCUGUGCGCCACGCCGGUUGACCGUCCGGUGGGCGAUGGUGGCAUCGAGCAGGUAGUCAUGGCCGUCGAUCACACAAUAGAUGUCCAUGCGCUGGCUGUUGGGGUUGUCGUCGGGCGGGGUUAUACCGAGGCACAUUGGAAGGAACAU
Vitrella brassicaformis is the source of this 546-nucleotide messenger RNA. The record is from the annotation of a GenBank genome assembly. NCBI's taxonomy places the organism in Eukaryota, Vitrellaceae.